CGCCGUCCUGGUAGGGAUAAACCAUCUGGCUUCACCGGUGCCCUCACAACGUCUGGUCUCUCUCGACGCGACCGAUCCGGAUUCACGCACUCGCCGGCGGUCCGGUUAAAACCAUCGAACUCUCCGAAUCUCGUUCACUAAACGGAGAACCCCCUCUCGUCGUUCGAAUGAUCCGGGGAACUGUUAUGUUUAUGAAGUGCGAGAGUCCUUCGUCGCGCGCGUCUUUGGUUUAGUGUUACGAGAAGUUAAGUUUCUGGAUUCUGAGACUGAGACCUGUCAAGAUUCAGACUUGGUGCAAUUGGUUGUUUUUUUCGGGAGGAAAAGAAUUUCCCCAAUCUCGGUUUUCGACCUAUGUAAAGUGAUCCGCACGAAACAGCAGAGAGGCAUUUCUCAUCUUCGUCCAAGAUGACAGAGAGACCAGCCUCGACAGAGGCUCGUUGGUUCCAGAUUCGCCUUGUGGAAAAAAGACGUGAUUCGAGAAUGGAUUUUAGUUUCUGAAGACACAGAAUUGGUGUAUCGACACGGACAGAAUUGUUAUUGCUGAUCGAGUCAGUGAGCGAAGUCAGUGAAAAAUUCGCGGUGGAAUGUUGCAUCUCAAACUGAAGAGAAAAAGACGGUGAAUUAGCGAGAAAAAAAAGUUGAGAGGAGAAAUGAAUAUAUCUCGGUAAGUUCUUCCGUCCUGUGUAUAAUAUAAAUGAUACCAGCGUCGGUAUACAUGCGUAGAAACAAAAUGGCCGCCGUUCAACGGGAAAUUUAUUAGGUGGUCCAGAUCAAACUCGUUGUGCGAUAAAUUUAAACGCUCGCCGCGCUCCUCGAACUCUCGAAUCCAUCGUAAUCUAGUCCUCCGAAAAAAAGAAACAAAAAUCAACACAAAAACUUCUCUCUCCGAAUUAAUCUUCUCCAUCCCCGACAUUCCAUCCCCAUCAUUCAUCUCGCGAAACGCUGUAAAAACUGCGUGAGACGACUCGAUGAAGACACCCGUCGUUUGAAACGUAAAAUUAUCUUUUCUCGCGGAAGCCGAUACCAAGCGCCGAGUUCUCGCGAGGAGACCGAGGGACCAUGUCUGAACGCGGCGACAGCGACGUGGACGCGACGGAGGAGAUCAACGUGGACGACUCGGAUUCUCGUAGCUGCAGUCCGCGAAAUUACGCGAGCCACGACGGCCGUCACGUGUCCCAGGAGACGUCCGAGUGCUCGACUUCGCCACCCCCGAGCCAAACUGGCGCGAGAACGUUGCCGAGCGACUCCUCCCGGAGCCACCCGUUCAGCAUAAGUCGUCUGCUGGGUGACAGCGGCGUCCGGAACCCACCGAAAAGUCCAGGCUCCUCGGAGGAGCCGGACAGCGACAAGGAGAGAAAAUGGUCCUGGGAGGAGGGCAACAAUAAUAACAAUAACAACAACCACCAGACGUCCCUGGGUGGCAUCCUGGAGGAUGGCAGGCGGUCCUGGGGCCACGACGCCGAGGAGAAGCUGUCGGAGAAGGACGACGACGACAGUACGCCUGACACUCGCGCCAACUCGUCCUCGUCCGUUCACUGCGCGUCGGCGGCGGAUCUUCUCGCACCCUUCCGACUCUUCCCUACCGGUACCAAUCUUAUUUACACCGGCGGCGGUGUUAUAAGGGUACCGGCGCACCGGCCGCCGGGCGCGAACGGUGCGCCGACCGGCGCUCUACCUGCCCAGACCCUGAUACCACCCUGGAGCCUCCAGGCCCUCCAGCACAGUCAGCAACAGGCCGCGGCGGCUGGUCUCCACAGGGCGAGUCUCUUGGCGAACCUAGCCGCGCAUCCCCUACAGCCGCAUCCUCAUCUCAAGGAUAGACUAGCAGUCGCCGGAGCAUUUCCGAGGCGGAUCGGUCAUCCCUAUCAGAAUCGAACGCCGCCGAAGAGGAAGAAGCCAAGGACUAGCUUCACGAGGCUGCAGAUCGCCGAGCUGGAGAAGCGUUUUCACAAACAAAAGUACUUGGCGUCCGCUGAGCGGGCGGCCCUGGCCAAAUCUCUAAAGAUGACGGACGCGCAGGUAAAAACCUGGUUCCAAAACAGGCGGACGAAAUGGAGGAGACAAACGGCGGAGGAGCGAGAGGCCGAGAGGCAGGCCGCGAAUCGGCUGAUGCUGUCGUUGCAGGCCGAGGCCCUGGGUAAGGUGGCGUACCCGACGACGGUGUCCGGACAUCCGGGCGGCGCGCCGGUCUCCGGUCUGGACAGCAGGCAACAGUCGUCGGCGACGGCGUUGACCCAUCCCGGGGUGGGCCAGUGGGCCUCCCCCUACGGUCCACCGCAGCCUCUCGCCGAGCCAAUUUGCUGAAGCGCGACGACGAGCCAGGACGGUCUCGCCGAGUGAAUCGUCGCGUCUUCUUUACGAGCUCAGAGAUCGGAAGGGAAAAUCGGAACGAGUCGGAGAUAUAUAUACCGAUAUAUCCCACGCUCGUGUCUCUCCAUUUGUCAAUUUCGAUCUACGUACACAUCCAAUUCCGUUCCUUCAUUCGCUUCGCGAGAACACGACGGGACACUCAUUCGCUCAUCGACCGAUCGAUAUAAGGUAACAACGAUAGAGAAGAUUUUUGUCUUUUUUUUCCUAGAAUAUAAUUACGAAACGUAGGCUACACUCUAGAGCAUUGCCUUCCUUCUGCCUUACGAUAUUUAGGCGACCACCAUGAACACGAACGUCCUAAAGAGCACCGCGAAAUCGAACACAUUGUAUGUACAUUGCCUUACGCAGCACGUACUCUCGGAAGCUGCAUUUUAGCCGCGGCUCCGAGAUUUUGCCAUAUUAUCGUCACGGUUUAAGCAGUUAAGCAGCCGCGCGGCCGAUAUAUCGUCUACACACGACACGAUAAUCGUCGUGAAUUUAUCAUGUACGAACACAAUCGAAUCGCGUUAAAAGCGUUUUCCGUUCUUCCUCGCGAGAUGAGAUUGUGUCGCAAUUAACCUCCCCGGUUGACGCGACAUUAUCGACAUGUACGUGUCUCAAUUCGACGAGAUUGAGCCGCGGGGAGCGAGAGAAAUCCUUUCCGAACGCGUUAUUUCCAGAUCUCACGUCAAAUGAAUCCGGACGUUUCGAUAAUGUCCCCACCGUACUGACCCACUCGGUCUUUUCUAAAGGGAAGCUCUGCAUCGUUAUGCAUCGCGUCGAGAGAAGGCAUCCAUCGAUUGCGAAAAAAGCGAAGGUCCGUAUUUACAUCCUCAUUCAACAUCGCAUUUCACGCUGGAUGUGAGCCGGAUAAAUUCUAAAUUUUAUCGUAAAAUGCACUAGCGAAUAAUGAGUUAUUAAGAAAUAAAAAUAUUGUUGAAAGAGAAAGGGAGAGAGAGAUUUAAUUUUUCUUUUAACGAGUAAAGAUAUUUUUCCAUCAUAAAGAAAAAAUGUGAAUGCGGGCCUAACAGGAACAGUUGACAUGACAUAUCUGUGUACAUAUUAGGCGCCAUAGUUGUAAUUAGACAUUAUACUUGUACGAUAUGAAAUAUACUUGUAUACGCAAACAAAAAACGCUGUCGUGCCAACGUAUCGACGGCGUACGUUCUCUUUGAUUGUUAUAUGCGUCCUGUAUAUAUUAAAUUUGCGCAACAACGCGGCAAGAAAUGCAAUCAAGAUUACAUUAUA
Molecule: messenger RNA, 3597 nt
Organism: Nylanderia fulva
Lineage: Eukaryota; Metazoa; Arthropoda; Insecta; Hymenoptera; Formicidae
Gene: C15
Product: homeobox protein C15
Biological process (GO): animal organ development; regulation of transcription by RNA polymerase II
Cellular component (GO): nucleus
Molecular function (GO): DNA-binding transcription factor activity, RNA polymerase II-specific; RNA polymerase II cis-regulatory region sequence-specific DNA binding
Source: RefSeq, a predicted model, not a curated record